AUGGCAUCUAACCCUGCUGUCGAGCUUGCCUCGACCCUUCAAUUUGCCUCUGUCAAACGUCAUCCAUCUCCGCAUCACGAUGUGGACCCUUCCACAGCUGCCUCUUCAAAAGUUCCAGGAACAGCGACCGUUCAUUCCCCAAGCUCUAGCCUCCAAUCUGCCACCACUUCCUCCGGCCGAAUUCCUUCCGACAUAGUUGAUGAAGUCGCUCCACGUCCUCGCCGCUCAACUCUUCCACCACUUCCCGACCUCCGCUUCGAACAGUCCUAUCUCGCCAGCAUCAAAAAUGCAGACACCUGGAGUAGAGUUGCCUACAUCACAAUCCGAGAUCAGGUGGUGAUGCCACUGACUCAGGGGAUUGUUUGGAACCUUGUCUUGUUCGGAUGGCGGAACUGGAAUCGCGGAGCCAAGUUCAGUGGGCAGACCUUGGGCAGUAGGGUAAGGAGGUGGUGGUGGAAUGUAAACAACUGGGAACCACCCAAGGCAGACCUUCCGAAGGAGACGAAAAGGACCAUUGCUAGCGAGAUCGAGGAUUUCUAUGUGGCUGAGUUUGGUAGCGCUCUCGGUGAUUGA
Molecule: messenger RNA, 573 nt
Organism: Endocarpon pusillum Z07020
Lineage: Eukaryota; Fungi; Ascomycota; Eurotiomycetes; Verrucariales; Verrucariaceae
Exons: 2
Coding region: 1-573 (190 amino acids)
Biological process (GO): mitophagy
Molecular function (GO): mitochondrion autophagosome adaptor activity
Source: RefSeq, a predicted model, not a curated record